Molecule: messenger RNA, 2252 nt
Organism: Phlebotomus argentipes
Lineage: Eukaryota; Metazoa; Arthropoda; Insecta; Diptera; Psychodidae
Gene: Syt7
Product: synaptotagmin-7
Exons: 8
Coding region: 511-1737 (408 amino acids)
Biological process (GO): cellular response to calcium ion; regulation of dopamine secretion; calcium-ion regulated exocytosis
Cellular component (GO): membrane; axon; synapse
Molecular function (GO): calcium-dependent phospholipid binding; calcium ion binding; clathrin binding
Source: RefSeq, a predicted model, not a curated record
UCGACGCUUGCGCGAAUCCAGUCAGUUCUUGAAUAUCUAAAGGUCGCGAGUACGUUCAACAAUAGAACAUUCAAGGGGGCCCUUCAGAGCCUCCGCAAUGGGCAGAGCGCUGGCAAUGGACCAGGCUUACGGUGACAUACGUUGUAUUGAGCCGUGAUGCCACAUAAAUUACCUGCUAUUUGAACAACAAGAACACAUACACGCAGUAUUCCAAUGCCAAACGUGAUAGUGCGCAAUUAAGCAGAUGGUUUAUCAGUUGAAUUUGUAAAUCGAUGUGGUAAUAAUUUGGUUCUAUUUUCCUUGUAAAAUCCAUAAAAGAUGUGAUAUAAAGAGGCACAGAAAGUGAUUUACGGGAGAAUUCAACAUUGACUUUUGGAGCAUUCGCAGAGGCUCAGAAAGUUACUUAUAAUUACGGCUAAACUUAUGGCGACCAUGAUUUAAACACUUUGGAGGCUGAAAAUGGGCGCGGCCAUGCCAAUGGGUGAUUGCUGAAGUUCGAAAGGUCCGGGAAUGGUGAGCGUGUUGGUUAUUGGAUGUCUGGCCACGCUUGGUGCCAUUAUAACGGUCCUCCUUCUUUUCGCUGGUGGUUAUCUUUGGUGGCGCCAUAAGCGCUCGCAAUUGCAUUUCAUCGAACCGAAUGACGAUGAAGAGAUCGCCAGUGAAAUUGUACGGCUACAACAGCCGGUAACGGUGUCUGUCGACAGCGCUGUAGAAAAUCCACCACAGCAGAGCAUAUCACCGCCUCCGGUCAAUAACAUCAAUCGUAAGCUGAAUGGUUUUUUAAACAUUAAGUCGCCGCUGAUUGGAUCCAGUAGCGUACCACCCAAGCCUGAUGGAAACGUGGCCACCGUGAGUGGUCAAACGAGCGACAAUCGUAGCAUAUCGAUGAUUGAUAUGUACAUUGACAAUACGGAGCCCAUCGAGAACGUGGGUCUAAUACACUUCUCAUUAGAGUAUGACUUCCAGAACUCCACGCUCAUCCUCAGGAUAAUUCAGGGUAAAGAGCUACCAGCCAAAGACCUCAGUGGAACGUCUGAUCCAUACGUACGUGUAACACUGCUACCGGAUAAAAAACAUCGCCUCGAAACAAAGAUAAAAAGACGCACUCUAAAUCCGCGUUGGAACGAGACGUUCUACUUUGAGGGAUUCCCUAUCCAAAAGCUACAAUCUAGAGUACUGCACUUGCAUGUAUUUGACUAUGAUAGAUUCUCGCGUGACGAUUCCAUCGGGGAAGUAUUUCUGCCUCUUUGUCAGGUAGAUUUCACUGGUAAGCCGGCCUUUUGGAAAGCACUAAAACCACCAGCUAAAGACAAAUGUGGUGAGCUUUUGGCCUCUCUCUGCUAUCAACCAUCGAGCUCCAUUUUGACGCUAUCGCUGAUUAAAGCACGCAAUCUUAAGGCAAAAGACAUAAACGGAAAGUCAGAUCCAUACGUUAAGGUCUGGCUACAGUUCGGGGAAAAACGCGUGGACAAAAGAAAAACACCCAUCUUUAAAUGUACUCUGAACCCUAUCUUCAAUGAGGCAUUCAGCUUUAGCGUUCCAUGGGAGAAAAUCCGUGAGUGCUCUCUCGAUAUCAUGGUAAUGGAUUUCGACAAUAUUGGACGAAAUGAAUUAAUUGGACGCAUUCUCUUAGCAGGGAAAAACGGUUCCGGAGCAUCAGAGACAAAGCAUUGGCAAGACAUGAUUUCGAAGCCACGUCAGACAAUCGUUCAAUGGCACCGACUGAAACCAGAAUAGAUGGUGAUGGACUCGAGGCUGCUUAGCGUAGUUGGGUAGUCCUUUCUUCUCUCUACAUUCAACUGUCGAGCUGCUAAGCUCACGUUUGUUAUUUAGCGACGAUAUAAACGAGAGAUACAAAAAUUAAAUAAAAUUAUCUGACAAUUUUAUGGCUGAUUGUAUCACGGUUUAUUGUCCUGCCCGCCCACUAAACAACAAUCAAGUACAUUGUUACUGGACAAAAUAUAUGUGUAAUAGUUUGUAAAUGGUAUUUAAAUGAAACAAAGACAAAAAGGAAAUAUAAUAAUUAUUAUAAAAGUAAUAAUGCUAGAGUAUAUGAGGCACAAAAGUGUCACCUUAUUCGUGUUGGCAUUUGCAACGUAUUCUAAUCACUAUAUGUUUACAAAAAAGAAAAAUAUUAUGAUUGAAUGUGUGAAACCAUGAGUUUGUUUGUAUUUUAUUGUUCUAAAUAUGUUAUCUGGACAGAGGAUUCAAUAAAUUUUUACAGCCUGUAUGGUGUCUCAGAACCACUAAAU